AUGCGAGAGCGUUUGAAGGAUAUCCCGGAAUCGGCGGGGCAAACAGUCAAAAAAGAAUUACUUGACAUAUUCGAGAGAUUGCCAGAGAUGGAGGAGCGUGAAAUUGCGAUAAGUAAGCUGGCGGAGCAGACAGUGACAGAAUGGGACACAGUUGAGCAUUCUCUUGUCGUAAACGAAGAGGAAGACGAGAAACAGAGUGCAAGGAUCGCCAACGGCAUCAUUUCUCAGCGUUGUUAA
Molecule: messenger RNA, 237 nt
Organism: Gongylonema pulchrum
Lineage: Eukaryota; Metazoa; Nematoda; Chromadorea; Rhabditida; Gongylonematidae
Source: the annotation of a GenBank genome assembly